UCGCGGUGCGCCGCUGCCCAGGCGCUGGGGAGGCCGGUUCAACAUGGUGGAGGUGGGCCGGGCCGCCGUGUGCGACCCCGGGGCGCUGUUGCCGGGAGGCUUCUGGGCCGCCGUGGCCGUGUGGCUGGAGAGGCCGCAGGUGGCCAACAAGCGGCUGUGCGGCUCCCGCCUGGAGGCCCGCCGGUGCGCCGCCCUGCCCUGGGCCGAGGCCGGGGGCCCAAGGCCCAGCGCAGGCCUGGACCAGAAGGAGCGGGGCACGGCCAGACCCGGCCAGGGUACCCCCGAAGCCGGCCCGGGCCACAGGCCGCGAGCAAGACCCGAGGACGCCGAGGGCCGGCGCCGACAAGAGAAGGAACAGAGGGAAGCAGCCGCAGCGUCUCUGCUUGCCUGGGGCCCCGGGCACGCUGCCAUCGGGGAGGGCGAUUUCCCCAACUCGGACCUGGAUUCUUUCUGGGAAGAUUUUUCCCGAAGCCUCGCGGGCCCUAAUCAGAAGCUGUUGGCUUUCCUCCCCUGGUCCGGGGCGGGACCGCAGCCUGAGGCUCAGCAUGAGCUGGAUGUGGUUCUCAGAACCAUCAUCCCGAAAACGAACCCGCAUUGCCCGCUUACUGCUCCUAGGAGAGAAGUAGUCGUGCAAGAUGUCCUUAAAGGAAUUGUAACAUUUUUGCCUUUGGAAGAAGAUGAUGAAGGGAAUUUAAAGGUUAAGAUGAGCAAUAUUUACCAAAUUCAGCUCAGUCAGAGUGAGCAAGAGUGGUUCAUAUCUGUUUUGAUUUUCUGUCCAGAAAGAUGGCAUUCAGAUGGAAUUAUAUAUCCCAAACCCACCUGGCUUGGAAAAGAAUUGCUGCCUAAGUUGGCCAAGUGGUCUGUCGAGGACAAGAAGAAUGAAUUUAAAAGCACCCUCUCCCUCAUUUCCAUUACGAAGUACAGCAUUUACCAGGAACUUAAAGAGAAGUAUAAAGAAAUGGUUAAGGUGUGGCCUGAAGUAACCGAUCCUGAGAAGUUUGUUUAUGAAGAUGUGGCUAUUGCCACUUACCUGCUGAUUCUGUGGGAAGAAGAAAGAGCUGAGAGGAAAGUGACUGAUAAACAGUCCUUCAUUGACCUGGGCUGCGGCAAUGGGCUCCUGGCCCACAUCCUCAGCAGUGAAGGGCAUCCAGGCAGAGGAAUUGAUGUCCGAAGAAGAAAAAUAUGGGACAUGUAUGGACCACAGACACAAUUAGAGGAAGGGGCAAUCACACCACACGAUGAGAACCUUUUCCCUGAUGUCGACUGGUUAAUUGGGAACCAUUCCGACGAGCUGACGCCAUGGAUACCUGUCAUUGCAGCCAGGUCUUCCUACUGCUGCCGUUUCUUCGUGCUUCCUUGCUGCUUCUUUGACUUUGUUGGAAAAUACCAGCGGAGGCAAAGUAAAAAGACUCAGUACCGCGAAUACCUUGAUUUCAUUAAAGAAGUGGGAUUUACAUGUGGAUUCCACAUGGAAGAAGACUGCCUGAGAAUUCCUUCAACCAAAAGGGUUUGCCUCGUUGGGAAAUCCAGAACAUACCCGCCCACAGCGGAAGUUUCCGUCGAUGCGCAGAGAAGCCAGUACAUCAGCGGCAGGCGGGGCUACCCCACGAGCCCACCAGGGAAGGUCCCCUCCUGUGCUCUGCCUGGGGCUGCCGUCCUCACUGCUGACCCCUGGGACCGUCUCGGAGCCCCAGGCGCCCGGCAUGAGGAUGUCCCUGGGGCUGAUGGCCUCUGGCUCUCUGGGUUUCGACCUAGAGAACGUGCUGAGCCCGUGAGGAACUGUGCUGCUCUCCCCCGGGACUUUGUUGACCGUGUGGUUUUGCAAGUGGCGAGCUUGUUGCUGGGAGGAAAACACACGGGAGGAGCGCCUCAAGAGGGGAGCGCGGAGACCUGGAACCGAGGAGAGAGCCUUUCCCUGGCAGAAGUGGCCGGUGAGCUGGACAAGGAGACUUUGCGGAGACUGAAGAGGGAGUGUGGCGGUCUGCAGACCUUGCUGAGGAACAGCCACCAGGUGUUUGAAGUUCUGAAUGGGAGAGUUCACAUCCGUGACUGGAGAGAGAAGCCACAGAAGCAGCAGCCGGAAGCAAGACGGAGGCGGUGUUCUGGAGCUUUCAAGACCCGCCUCUGCUGGUUUUUCACGCACCACCCUGAUGGCUGUGCUCUGCCUUCGGGUCGCUGCCCGUUUGCCCAUGGGCCUGGGGAGCUGCAGCCUUCCCAGAGCACUAGGGGGAAAAAGGUUCCAUGACCUGUCCUGCCAUGUACCCCCAAACCUGUCCUGGGUGGGGGCAAGCUGAGAGGAGAGACGGAACCAGCUCUUCUAAGCACUGUGGUUUCUAUACUGGUUUUGUUGAAAUUCACUUUUCUUCUGCCUUUCUUCAGAUUUUCAUGGAACUAUUACCCAUGUUACAAAAACUAUAGAAACUGGAGAUGAAAAAUCCACUAAUAAACCCCCCUCCAGGUGUGGGGCUUGUUUUUAAAUGA
Molecule: messenger RNA, 2481 nt
Organism: Choloepus didactylus (southern two-toed sloth)
Lineage: Eukaryota; Metazoa; Chordata; Mammalia; Pilosa; Megalonychidae
Gene: TRMT44
Product: tRNA methyltransferase 44 homolog
Biological process (GO): tRNA methylation
Molecular function (GO): tRNA (uridine) methyltransferase activity; metal ion binding
Source: RefSeq, a predicted model, not a curated record